Messenger RNA from Anopheles merus, 1522 nucleotides. RefSeq names its product palmitoyltransferase ZDHHC3. NCBI's taxonomy places the organism in Eukaryota, Metazoa, Arthropoda, Insecta, Diptera, Culicidae. The transcript has 7 exons. Gene Ontology annotation, biological process: peptidyl-L-cysteine S-palmitoylation; protein targeting to membrane. The coding region runs from base 642 to 1499 and encodes 285 amino acids. Gene Ontology annotation, molecular function: protein-cysteine S-palmitoyltransferase activity. Gene Ontology annotation, cellular component: endoplasmic reticulum; Golgi apparatus. The record is from RefSeq and is a predicted model, not a curated record.
GGCUGGACCAUAAGGUGCGCUUCGAUGGCAGACAGUGACCAAAGGUCGUUGUUUUUUUCCCGCUUCAACGAAAUUGUGCAAACGAUUUGCAACAUUUUUGGCAUUGUUUUGAAGUAGCUAGGUCAAACAUUGACUCGUGUAAUUGUAUGACAAAAUUAAAUGUGAUGAAACUUGAAAAAAAGUGAUAAAAUCGAUGGUCUCCAGCAUAAUGUUGUCGGUGCAGAGCUCUAACCAAGGAGUAAAAUGCCCUCAUUUGCAUGCGCCCUUUCCCACCGUGCGUCUGACAGAAGAAAAACUUACAUGAUUUGACGACACCCGCAAACACCGCGCACCACCCAACCGCGCGCGCCCUGUCCCUGCGUAUAUACACACUCGCACACACAAUACGCCAGAGCAAAGGAAAACACGAAACCCUACAGAAUGUGCAACGAUUUUUGCGUUCUCCGUCCCAGCCCGCGUACUAUCGAUUGAUUUACGGUGUUUUCAAGAAUCGUUUCACUGGUGGGUGGUGGUGGUGGUGGUGGUGGUUGGCUGCAAUUCCCUUCCGGUGGGCGCCGCUGCUGCACCACAGUUCGUCUGGAGGAUAGGUGGCCGGAUCUUGGUGCUGCUGCCGCUUCCCACCUCUCCCGUCUCCGCGAACGAUGGAGUACGAGUACAUGCUGAUGAGGAACGAGAAGGAAACGCAAAACCGCUGCUGCGGCGGACGCGUUUGGUGUGUACAGGACAUUUGCGGCAUUAUCUGUGCCGUUUUAACAUGGGGUUUAAUAUUGUAUGCGGAAUUUGUCGUCACAAUGGUGAUCCUGCUGCCCCAUCCUUACAAGGCCUAUCGGUACAUUAACUUUAUUAUUUUUAACACGGGCUCGUUCCUGGCGUUUGCAUCACACCUGCGUACCAUGCUGUCCGAUCCGGGUGCCGUACCGAAAGGAAACGCCACGAAGGAAAUGAUCCAGCAGCUCGGCUACCAGGAGGGGCAGGUGUUCUUCAAAUGUCCCAAAUGCUGCAGUAUUAAGCCGGAGCGUGCCCAUCACUGUUCCGUCUGCCAGCGGUGCAUACGCAAGAUGGACCACCACUGUCCGUGGAUAAACAACUGCGUCGGGGAGAACAAUCAGAAGUUUUUCGUACUUUUUACGUUUUACAUCGCAUUCAUUUCCAUCCAUUCGAUAUUUCUGGCUGUAAAUCAGUUCUGCCUGUGCAUCAAAAACGAGUGGAGAGAGUGUUCCAACUAUUCGCCACCGGCCACCGUGAUACUGUUGCUCUUCCUCAUACUGGAAGCGCUACUGUUUGCCGUCUUCACGAUGAUCAUGCUCGGCACACAGCUGAACGCAAUAUGGACGGAUGAAACGGGCAUAGAGCAGCUGAAAAAGGAGGAAGCCCGCUGGGUGAAGAAAUCGCGCUGGAAAAGCUUCCAGGCAGUGUUUGGUCACUUUUCACUAGCAUGGUUUUCACCGUUUACGCAGCCGCUCAGAGCAAAGCAUGAAAAUUAUUUAUAUUCAGUCUAAAUAAAACAAAAAACCACACUCAA